AUGCAAUCGUCGCUACCACAAGCCUUCAGAGAGUUGUUUAUGAAGGGAAGGGCGGAUAAUAGCACAGUAAAGUCAGGUGGGUGCUGUUUCGGGCAAGUCUGUACCAACCCAUGUGUAUAUCCGGUGCAGCCAGCCCCACAGUUACCAGUAAUACUGCCAGCGCGGACCGUGUACGAGCCUGUGGAACAUGAUCACCCCCCACUUGGGGAAAUAAAGGAUAUAAUUAGAGCGGAGAGACGUUAUGAAAGAAUUGAAAGCGACAGCUAUAGUGAUGACACAGAUUCUGAUGAUUAUGGGAAUUUAUAUUAUUAA
Messenger RNA from Pieris macdunnoughi, 312 nucleotides. Lineage: Eukaryota; Metazoa; Arthropoda; Insecta; Lepidoptera; Pieridae. The record is from the annotation of a GenBank genome assembly.